Saccostrea echinata is the source of this 2165-nucleotide messenger RNA. RefSeq names its product mucin-5AC-like. The record is from RefSeq and is a predicted model, not a curated record. Bases 346 to 2139 code for a protein of 597 amino acids. The transcript has 10 exons. NCBI's taxonomy places the organism in Eukaryota, Metazoa, Mollusca, Bivalvia, Ostreida, Ostreidae.
UCUUGCUUGUUUUCGUCUCGAAAUAAUGGAUAUAUCGUUCAGGAUUUGAAUGAUCUCUACAUGUAAUACAUUUCAAGGAAUCUCCUACAGACGAAUAGAGGAAAAGACCGUUAUUUCUAGGUAUAGGACCGUUGUUUCCGCAUUGUGAUAUUUGCCAACAGAAAAAGAAAACAUAAAAGAGAAAACACAGGAAGACAUCCAUUAUACCAGUGGUCGCUACUUUAUUGAGGACUUAAUGGCAAUGUGAUACUUUCCUUAAGGAAAUCUAGUUUCGGUAGACACUGUUCUAUUCAUAUAAAAAGGAUUAGAGGAAUUAAAGUUUGGGUUUUUUUUAAUUCAUGCAAAAUGGAUCUUAAUUUUGCGAUGGUAUUACUUUUAUGUUUUGACGUUGGAGUAGUCGGACAAAUGCUUAUAAGGGGCAUACCGACUGUGAACAACUUACCAGUAUCUCAAAACAGAGGGACACUGCCCCCUACCGGUGCUUCUACUGUGAACGGAGCUCCUGUUCCUCCUGGUGGCGUUAUACCUCCACCAAGCACAUCGUUUACAACAGCUCCAAGUCAGUCUCCCACUCCGCCACCGUGGCUCUCAGUUCAAAAUGGCGGAAAUCUUCCCGCAAUGCCUUCAGCGCCAUCUAGUUCUACUCCUUCUAUUACUUUUGUCUCCGUCUCUGGAUCGUUCCCUUCUGUUUCAAUUCCAGACCAAGGAUUUGAUGAUCAUUACGUCACAAUCAAAUCAAUGUUUGAUACUUAUUACCCCAAUGUACCCCCUCUUCGGAGGGCCGAGAAUCGACCCACUCUACAAAUUUUCCAAGGAGAUACUGGGGUAGCAGGAACGGCUGUUGUGUCCGACGAUCCGAGUACGAUAUACGUUCAGUACGCUCUACCGCAACAAAGCGCGUUAGCGUAUUUACCCUUUACGAGUGACAAUUCAAGGAGACUGGCAUACCCAGAAAAGCCUAUAUAUUUGCCAUACCCUCAGUUAGCUGUGCGUAUUCCUACCACAGGGGAAAUUUUCCCGGUCUAUAUACCCUUCCAGCCCAACGAAAAUCGACGGAAAGGAGAAGAACCGGAAAUGUUUAUACCAUCAAUAGUCCCCGGAAGUAAUCUACCACUGUACGAGGCAGCUGUGCCAGCUGUACCGACAACUUCCUCAACAAAUGCUCAGCUUCGAAGUGAAACUAACAAUGGUAACAUACCUACGCAGCAGUCUAACUCUGGUCCAAGCUCCCAGCAACAAACUACAAACUCACAAACAACCUUGGAGACAAAGGCUGCAGUGCAACAAGAAGUGUCCCCUGAGAAACCUGGUCCUGAAUCUAGUAACCUAGUUAUGUCUUUAGAGGGACAGUCUCCGAAAUGGACAGACCUCCGAAUUACAUGGGACUACAACUCUACACGUCCAAGCUUCAACACAAACCCUUCUGCCUUCGCACAACUUCCAUUAAGAGAAUCAGAUGCCAUUUUAGAAGGCUUCACAAUGCUUUCUGACUGUUCAGGAUCCGUCAACUUUAUUGGCAAGCGCUAUUGGAGAAACAACGAUCCAGCUGUGGUACUCAUUUACGAUUCUCAGGGUCUUAUUGCGGGUCUUCAAACGGGGAUCCCAGAUAAUUUGUCCAAUGGCUAUCCAACAAGAAAUCUGAAGCCCCGCCCAUUUGUCCAAGAAGGAAACCUACUCUUCGUUACCGCAUAUUUCAUGGAACCCUCGAAAAUAUGUGCCUCUACAAGAACAGAGUCUCAGCUGGUAUCGGAGGGGAUAGGAACGGGGUUGUAUUUCCAGAAUGGACCAAAUCCCAUGUCCGAUUCCGUUCCUGUGCCCAUAGACGAAACUACAAUUAGGGAGACCCUCUGGGGACAGGGACAGUGUAUGCCAAGAUUAGGUAACCAGUACCAUUUUAAUGUCCGACGAGAUAUGUACUGCGAGGAACUGGCGCCAUUUUACUUGAUGUAUGACAGAGGUAAACUGGUGGCCUUUUCCUGGUUCUUUGUGUCUGAUGUGCGGUCACCAGUUUUUGAGAAAAUCCCACCAACAAUGUAUUCAAAAAUGUUCCAAACAGUACCAGAAUGCUUGUACAGCAUGGGCCAAGUGACGUCACUUCACAUAUUCCUCACAAACCAAUACAAUGAAAUAAGUUGUUGAGCAACUGAAAUAAAAGUUAUUUUUUA